This is a messenger RNA of Phlebotomus papatasi, 562 nucleotides long. RefSeq names its product UPF0235 protein C15orf40 homolog. Gene Ontology annotation, cellular component: cytoplasm. Lineage: Eukaryota; Metazoa; Arthropoda; Insecta; Diptera; Psychodidae. The transcript has a single exon. The record is from RefSeq and is a predicted model, not a curated record. Bases 74 to 538 code for a protein of 154 amino acids.
UGUUUACAAAAAUGCGCUUCUGACGUGUUUUUAUUAAAAUAAAAAUUAUUCACAAAAUCUGUGAUAAAUCCGAAUGAUAGUUACUCUUAAAGCAUUUAGAAAUUUACGAGACCACCAGGCGUUUGGAGCAUUCUGUAGAAUUGAGAGAAUGUCAUCCAAAACGAAGAAAUCACAGAAAGGAAGUUCCGGGAAGUCUGACCAGCAAUCCCAAAAAGCCCCUCAGGAAGUCUCUCCAGUAUCGACAGACAAGAAUGGAUGCAUAUACAUCCGGGUGAAUGCAAAACCCGGCGCCAAGCACAGUCAAAUAACAGAUGUCAGUGAAGACGGCGUUGGGAUUCAGAUCUGUGCUCCUCCAGUCGAAGGACAAGCCAACACGGAGCUGGUAAAAUUCCUCGCAGACACUCUUGGGCUUAGGAAAAGUGAUGUAUCUCUCGACAGAGGUUCAAAAUCCCGCCAGAAGAUAAUACUCCUGGAGAAAGGUUGCACAACGAUUGAGAAUGUCCUGGGGAUUUUACAGAAGGAAGCUGGAUCUUCAUAGGGCUUGGAAUAAAUAGAUUUUAUA